AUAUACUAGCAAAAGUAGAUAUUACGCAUAAGCAUAUUCAUAGUUGCAUUUUAUUUUCUAAGUUUUUAAAUUAUUUUGCGCAAUGGAUACGGAUUACUCAAACGAUUCCUCUAGUAAUUAUUCUGGAAGCAGUGUUUCACACUACGAAGAAAUGGUUAACGAUCAAAACAUGAUUCAACCAUAUGCUUAUGAGCCGAUUGAAACAGACUCUAGCGACGAGCCUAUGGACGACUCCGACGAAGUUGCCGCUGCAUCAUCGACUGAAUCCGUAUCGGAACCAAACAGACUUCAGGAUAAAUUCUGGUGCACAUGUAGCCAUUGUCAAAUCAUGGAUAGGGUGGAAGAAUGUGUUUGUUGCAAAGAAAUUUCAGCUGUUGUAACAAUGAAUGAAGACUCAGCACAAUUUGAGGGAAUAGAUACUCCAGACUGUAUUACAGAUAAUCCUGUUUUUCGAAAUCUUUGUUUGAAUUAUUGGGUAUUACGACUGGCAUGGAGUGAGUACAAACAACACUAUGGUUCAAGAGCUGAAGAAGGACCUGAACACAAAAGACAAAGACAUGUGGCUUACAGGCAACUGGUUCGAUGGUGUUGGAAUGUAUUGGGCAAGGAAAUUAGAGUACCACUACCAUCUUGUGCUGUUAGCUGCAUUCGAGCACAUUUCCCACCACCAGGUCUAGAAGAGGACUUUGUCUUUGAGGGUUUUAAAUUUGGUGAUGAAUAAUAAUGGUAAUGUAAAUUAUUAUAGCCAUAUUUAUAAGUAUCGUUAAUGAUGAAUUACUAAUAAAUAAAAAUAUAAAUUGGAUUUAGUAAAUGAACAAUAAAUACAAAUUAUAAUGGCCAAGCCAAACCAAUUCUUUAUUUGUGCUAUGCAAGGAUUUUGGUGUACAUAAUUGAAAAGUGCCUUUGCUAAUGAAUUUGCAUAGCAAAACAAAAAAUUGGGCUACUUUACUAUUAGA
Molecule: messenger RNA, 956 nt
Organism: Xenia sp. Carnegie-2017
Lineage: Eukaryota; Metazoa; Cnidaria; Anthozoa; Malacalcyonacea; Xeniidae
Exons: 2
Coding region: 83-721 (212 amino acids)
Source: RefSeq, a predicted model, not a curated record